Messenger RNA from Erythranthe guttata (spotted monkey flower), 3210 nucleotides. RefSeq names its product subtilisin-like protease SBT2.2. The record is from RefSeq and is a predicted model, not a curated record. Gene Ontology annotation, molecular function: serine-type endopeptidase activity. NCBI's taxonomy places the organism in Eukaryota, Viridiplantae, Streptophyta, Magnoliopsida, Lamiales, Phrymaceae. Gene Ontology annotation, biological process: proteolysis.
CCCAAUAAAGUAGCUGAUUCACUUCUUUCUUGUUGUACAUAUGCGUCUCUCUGCCUCUGCUAUAUUAAAUCUCAUAAAGAGAAAAGGAAAGAAACGAAGAAUAAAACUUUCUUUAUUACGUAAAGACACAGUUUUUAGUGCCUCCAUUUUCUUGAAUAAUCUAUUAAUACUAUUGAGGGUUAAUAAGUUAAAUGGGGUUUUGUGGGAGUCUCUCUUUACAGCUCUGAGUGUAGUUAGUGGAGAAAAAAAGGGGGGGUUCUUGCUUUGUGGGUUUCCUUCGUUCUGUUGCACUUGGUUUCUUCUCUUCUGAACCUGAAAAGGAGGAAGCUUUGUAAUUGUUUGCAGGAAAACUAUUCAAGAUUACCUUGGUUGUACUUCUUGAAUUAAGGAUUGUACCCUCUUUCAUUCCAAGAAGCUGAUAAAGCGGCCUGGGAAGCUUGUGCUGAGAAAACCAUUCGUAGUGUAGUGAGUGAUGUGGGGUUGUACUUCUUGAAUAAAUCUUUGUACCUUCUCAUUCAAGAAAUAAUUUUUUUGUUGUUUGGUUAAAGAAAAGAGGAAAUUAGUGCAGCCCAAAUGGAGUGCAGGUGGGGAAUUGGAUUAGUGGUGUGUUUGGGAAUAUUUGUGGGCUGUAGUUUUGCACAGGAGAAUGCAGAUAAUAUAACUGCUGUGUAUAUUGUGACUCUGAAACAAGCCCCUACUUCUCAUUACUAUGGUGAGCUUAGAGUUAAGCAUGAUCACCAUAUUAAACACAGUGGGUCUGCAUCAAUGACUACAUUGGCUAGACCAAGCAAUGUAUCAAGAAAUAACCGGCCCCACGUACCAUACAUCGACCGCGUGCAUAACUCUCUGUUAAAGAAAACGUUGAAAGGCGAAAAGUAUCUUAAGCUCUACAGCUACCGCUAUCUAAUCAACGGCUUUGCAGUGCUCGUCACUCCACAGCAGGCUGACAAGCUUUCGAAGAGGAGUGAGGUGUCAAAUGUUGUCAUGGAUUUCUCUGUCAGAACUGCCACUACUCAUACACCACAAUUUCUUGGUUUACCCGAAGGAGCGUGGGCCCAAGAAGGCGGAUUCGAAACUGCAGGAGAAGGGAUUGUUAUUGGAUUUAUCGACACUGGAAUUGAUCCUACUCACCCUAGCUUCUCUGACAGCACACCUGAAAAACCGUACCCUGUUCCAGAGAAAUUUUCUGGAAUUUGUGAAGUCACACGAGAUUUUCCGUCUGGAUCGUGCAAUAGAAAGCUUAUCGGUGCUCGUCAUUUUGCAGCUUCGGCUAUUACCAGAGGGAUAUUUAAUGCCACACAGGACUUUGCUUCGCCGUACGAUGCUGAUGGCCAUGGAACGCAUACAGCUGCAAUCGCAGCCGGAAACCAUGGAAUUGCAGUUGUAGUAUCUGGACAUCACUUUGGAAAUGCCAGUGGAAUGGCGCCUCGUUCGCAUGUUGCGGUCUACAAGGCGUUAUAUAAGAGCUUCGGAGGGUUUGCUGCAGACGUGGUUGCUGCAAUAGAUCAGGCAGCACAGGAUGGAGUCGAUAUAAUAAGCUUGUCGAUAACUCCAAACAGGCGUCCACCUGGCAUUGCGACAUUCUUUAAUCCAAUAGACAUGGCUUUAUUGUCUGCAGUCAAGUCCGGUAUUUUUGUAGUGCAGGCAGCUGGAAAUACCGGACCAUCGCCUAAGAGCAUCUCUUCGUUCAGCCCAUGGAUCUUCACUGUCGGUGCUGCAGCACACGAUAGGGUGUACAGUAACUCCAUAGUCCUCGGCAACAACGUCACCAUUUCUGGUGUUGGACUUGCUCCUGGAACGGAUAAAGAUGGUAUGUAUAUGCUUGUUUCGGCUAUCCAUGCAUUGAACGACACAUCAGCAACGAAUGACAUGUACGUUAGUGAAUGCCAAGAUUCCGCCAAUUUUAAUCGGGAUGUUGUCCAAGGGAAUCUUUUGAUAUGCAGCUACUCUAUCCGAUUUGUGCUUGGACUCUCCACCAUCAAACAGGCUUUAGACACCGCACAAAACCUCAGCGCAGCUGGGGUUGUUUUCUACAUGGAUCCUUACGUAAUUGGUUUUCAGCUUAACCCGAUUCCAAUGAGAAUUCCCGGCAUUAUAAUUCCAUCUCCGGAAGAUUCCAAAGUGUUGCUUCAGUACUACAAUUCUACUUUAGUGAGAGACGAAGAUACAAAGAAAAUUAUUAAAUUCGGGGGCGCUGCGUGUAUUUCUGGUGGAAUAAAAGCGAAUUUCAGCCACUCUGCACCAAAGGUUAUGUAUUACUCUGCUCGAGGACCAGAUCCAGAAGACAAUUUCCUAGACGAUGCUGAUAUACUUAAACCAAAUAUUGUUGCACCUGGGAAUUUCAUAUGGGCUGCUUGGAGCUCCCAUGGUACCGAUUCGGUGGAAUUUCAAGGUGAGAACUUUGCAAUGAUGUCAGGAACGAGCAUGGCAGCUCCACAUAUAGCUGGACUCGCAGCUUUAAUUAAGCAAAAGUUUCCGUUUUUCACGCCUUCAGCUAUUGGUUCAGCACUUUCGACUACAGCUUCUCUCAACGACAGAAAUGGCGGGCCCAUCAUGGCACAACGUGCUUAUGCUAACCCCGAUUUGAACCAAUCACCAGCCACUCCAUUCGAUAUGGGGAGUGGGUUUGUUAAUGCCACUGCAGCUUUAGAUCCUGGCCUAAUUUUCGAUUCGAGUUAUGAUGACUACAUGUCUUUCUUGUGUGGCAUAAACGGAUCAUCUCCCGUAGUACUGAACUACACGGGGCAAAGCUGUGGGAUUGCUAAAACGACUGCCAGUGACCUAAACUUGCCUUCGAUCACAGUAUCGAAGCUGAACCAGUCUUUGAUUGUUCAAAGAAUAGUGACUAAUGUUGGAAGCAACGAAACGUACACGAUUGGCUGGAGUGCUCCCUAUGGAGCUACGGUGAGGGUGAGUCCUUCUCGAUUUUCGAUUGCAAGUGGAGAGAAACAGGUUUUGACUGUGUUGUUGAAUGCCACCAUGAAUAGCUCAAUUGCAAGCUAUGGAAGAAUUGGAGUGUUUGGCACACAGGGACACUUGGUCAACAUUCCUCUGUCUGUCAUUGUCAAAAUUUCAUUCAACAAUACUGGUGGUUGAUUUAAUUUGUUGAUACUGAUUUUAGUUUAAUUUAUCUUGACGCAUCUAAUUUUUUGAUUGGUUACUUUGUAAAUUACCUGGAAUACGGAUAAGCCUUCGUUUCUUAUCGUUUUC